CGGCAGCAGCGGCAGGCGCCGCCGGGACGGGCACGGGCGCGCGGCUCGGGCGGGCGCUGGCUGCCUUCCCCCGUCGCUCGUUCGCUCUCCCUCCUGCUUGCUCUCCGACUGGGGGCCGGGCUGCCCCCAGCGCUCUUGGGAAGGAAGAAGGGGGGGCUGAGGACGCCGACAAGUUCCCGUAGCAGCCGCAGAUUCCGGCCCAGGCGAAGGCUGCGGUUCCGACGGGGCAGGAGCGCGCUCCGCCGCGGAGCGCACGGCCAGAGUGUACCAGACGGGGGGCGCCCGGGCCUUUCGCUCUCCUUGGGGCCGCGGGCCGGGAUCCCAUGAGACGCGCCCGUGAGGGGCGAGAGAUCCGAAGCCGGGGAGGCGCGCGGCAGAGGCGGAGGGCGGUGCUGCAGCUGCUGGAGGCCAGGAUCCGCCGGCAGGAGGCGGCGGAGAGAACUUGAACUUGGCGUCGGGAGCGGGCGCCCCGGACGCCCCCCGCCGGGGCCGGGGCGCCGAGGGACCUGGGCCGCAGCGCUGCUCUCCGAAUGGCCGCGGCGGCGGACCGGGCUCCCGCGCCGCGGCCCUAGGCGGCCUCUCGCCAUGGCCAAGUGGCUGAACAAGUACUUCAGCUUGGGCAACAGCAAGACCAAGAGCCCCCCGCAGCCGCCGAGGCCGGACUACCGCGAGCAGCGGCGCCGGGGCGAGCGGCCCUCGCAGCCCCCCCAGGCCGUGCCGCCAGCCCCCGCGGGCGCCUCGGCGUCCUGCGGUCCGGCCGCCGCCUCCUGCUUCUCGACCUCGUCGGGAUCGCUGCCCGACGACAGCGGCAGCACGAGCGACCUCAUCCGCGCCUACCGCGCACAGAAGGAGCGCGACUUUGAGGACCCCUACAACGGGCCUGGCUCUUCGCUGCGCAAACUGCGCGCCAUGUGCCGCCUGGACUACUGCGGCGGCGGCGGGGAGCCGGGCGGGGGCCAGCGCGCCUUCUCAGCCUCGUCCGCGUCGGGCGCCGCAGGCUGCUGCUGUGCCUCCUCCGGCGCAGGCGCCGCCGCGUCCUCGUCUUCGUCCUCCGGCUCCCCGCACCUCUACCGCAGCAGCAGCGAGCGGCGGCCCGCCACCCCGGCCGAGGUGCGCUACAUCUCCCCGAAGCACCGCCUCAUCAAGGUGGAGAGCGCCGCGGGCGGUGCCGGAGACCUCCCGGGGGGUGCCUGCUCUGGCGGCCGCACCUGGAGUCCGACGGCCUGCGGUGGCAAGAAACUGCUCAACAAGUGUGCCGCCUCGGCCGCGGAGGAGAGCGGGGCCGGUAAAAAGGACAAGGUGACCAUUGCUGAUGACUAUUCUGAUCCCUUCGAUGCCAAGAAUGAUCUCAAGAACAAAGCAGGAAAGGGAGAGAGUGCUGGCUACAUGGAGCCCUACGAGGCCCAGAGGAUCAUGACAGAAUUUCAGAGGCAAGAAAGUGUCCGGUCCCAGCACAAAGGCAUCCAGUUAUAUGACACCCCUUAUGAACCUGAGGGCCAAAGUGUCGACUCGGACUCAGAGAGCACAGUCAGCCCCCGACUACGGGAGAGCAAGCUGCCCCAGGACGACGACAGGCCCGCCGACGAGUACGACCAGCCAUGGGAGUGGAACCGGGUCACCAUCCCAGCUCUGGCAGCUCAGUUUAACGGCAAUGAGAAACGGCAAUCAUCCCCCUCACCUUCCCGGGACCGGCGGCGCCAGCUUCGAGCUCCUGGAGGGGGCUUCAAGCCCAUCAAGCAUGGGAGCCCUGAGUUUUGUGGGAUCUUGGGAGAAAGAGUGGAUCCUGCUGUCCCCCUGGAAAAGCAAAUCUGGUAUCACGGAGCCAUCAGCAGAGGAGAUGCCGAGAACCUUCUGCGGCUCUGCAAAGAGUGUAGCUACCUUGUCCGGAACAGCCAGACCAGCAAGCAUGACUAUUCCCUCUCCCUGAAGAGCAACCAGGGCUUUAUGCACAUGAAACUGGCCAAAACCAAAGAGAAGUACGUUCUGGGUCAGAACAGUCCCCCAUUCGACAGUGUUCCAGAAGUCAUCCACUACUAUACCACCAGAAAGCUGCCCAUCAAAGGGGCUGAGCACUUGUCCCUCCUCUACCCUGUGGCUGUGCGGACCCUCUGAGCGGACAAGCCCCACCCUGCUCUGUGACGGGGCCCAGACUUGGAGGAGCUGGAGGCCCCCGCCCACCAGCCCCGCCGCUGUUGCAGGCGGGGUCCAAUUUGUGUCGUGUGUAUGGUACUAGCACACCACUGCAUGUCUCUAGAAUGCUGUUGCCACUUACGGGGGCUGGAGAAAGCCUGGACAAAGACAGAAGGACAGCCAACACGCCACCCCAGCCCCCACCCCCGCCCCCUCCUUGAGUUUCUGUGAAUUAAAAUAUUUGCAAAUCCAAAGAGAUGCCUUCCAGGAUGAACAAAGGAGAGCAGCUCCGGAGGGGCGAGGGGCGGGGCGGGAGCUCCCGGGUUGCAGCUCUUUGUUCUCCAGCCGUCACGAAUUCACACCUGUGGGGGUGGGGGGUGGGGGCACUACGGUUUUCCCACCAGGGCCCCCGCUGGUGCUGGGAGACAAAUGCGGGUGCUCUGAGAGCCCAGAAAGCCCCAGGAGUCUGGCUUCCCCUGUGGUGUGUGUGUAUGUGUGAGUGUGAACACAUACACGAGAGAGCAUGGUCACACACAGAUGUGAGUAAGCCCGCUAAAUCCACUGUUAGUCACUCAGUGUAAUCACUAGGAGAUCUUCAAGGAAUCAUUGUGCAGUCACAAAGAGGAUUCAAUUAUUUAUGAAUAGGGUGUGUAAAUAAAAUAGUCAUUUAAUACAUA
Herpailurus yagouaroundi (jaguarundi) is the source of this 2807-nucleotide messenger RNA. RefSeq names its product SH2 domain containing adaptor protein B (gene SHB). Gene Ontology annotation, molecular function: phosphotyrosine residue binding. Lineage: Eukaryota; Metazoa; Chordata; Mammalia; Carnivora; Felidae. The transcript has 6 exons. The record is from RefSeq and is a predicted model, not a curated record. Bases 586 to 2112 code for a protein of 508 amino acids.